AUGCCUACAACUCGGGGCCAAUCGAUGUGUCCAUCAUCGUCAAAACAUGGGUUUUCUAGCAUAAGAGUGGAAGGCGACGAUGAAGAUCAAUGGCAAAGUAUCGAGGAAUUGCAGGCUUUGGUCGAAAAAUACGAACAGAAGGUCGACAAUCUGCGCCAAGCUACUAUCAAUGAUGAGGCGGCUUUGCAAAAACGUUUGCAAGAAAUUCGUCUUGAGGCAUCCAAGUUUGCCGCAAUUAUUGCAAAACGUGAUACUGCUGAAAAGGACGACGAGACGAGUUUCUUAAAGCAUACUGCAAAAAAGACUUGCCUCGAUUUUCUGCGCACCGACAAGCACAUUGAAAGGAACAAUCCAACAUCUUUGGCACGAAAAAUAGUUGUAGAGCUGAUUGAUUUAGUCGCUAGUUUCGCAUGUAACGCAGAAAAACUCCCUAAAGACAUCGAUGAUGUAGUAUUCCAAGCGUUCGAACUUCGUCUAAAGGACUUUGGCAAGUCAUUGAACAUUCAAACUAGGAAACGAUUGGAGGACAUUGGAUUUGAUGCAGAUGUCAUCGAAGGCUUACUGGUGCAAAUGGCGAAAACAAGUGGCGUUAAGAUUGAUGGAGCCAGGGCAGAAAUACGUCAUGCAGCAGGAAAGUGGCAAAGUGAAUUAACGACAGGAGAUUUACCAGAAAUCGACGACAUGCUUUCAAAUGAUGAAGCUGCGAUGGAAAAUGAUGUGCAACUAGAUACCGAAGACGAUGAAAUAUGGAUGAUGUCAGAUGACGAUGAUGAUGAAUUUUCGAUGGACGAAGACGAGAUGGAAAAACUUGGU
Messenger RNA from Mesorhabditis belari, 813 nucleotides. The record is from the annotation of a GenBank genome assembly. NCBI's taxonomy places the organism in Eukaryota, Metazoa, Nematoda, Chromadorea, Rhabditida, Rhabditidae.